AUGAAGAGAACUCGUUUCUAUGAUUUGAAGUAUCCAUUUGAUCCAUGCCCUUUCGAGAUCUUCUGCUCGAAUACAUGGAAAGCUGUGGAAUACAUAAGGAUCGGCAAUGGAGAGAUGGUAAUACGUCUGUCAGAAAACGCUUAUGUGUUUGAAGAUAUUCGUCCCUUCCAAAGGCUUCGUCUCCGAUCAAGAAAGGCCACUUUGAGCGAUUGUAUCUGUUUCCUUCGUCCCGGUAUCGAUGUUUGUGUUCACUACCUUCUCAAUGAAGAUGACUUGGAACCGGUUUGGGUGGACGCAAAGAUUGUUUCAAUAGAAAGGGAGCCUCAUGAAAACUCUGAAUGCUCUUGCAAGAUUCACGUCCGGAUUUACAUUGACCAGGGAUGCAUUGGAUCGGAGAGACAAAGGAUCAACAAAGAUUCGGUUGUCAUCGGUCUAAACCAAAUCUCCAUUCUCCAAAAGUUUUUCAAGGAACAAAGCACUGACCAGCACUACAGGUGGAGAUUCUCUGAGGACUGCACUUCACUGAUGAAAACGAGACUGUCCUUGGGGAAGUUCUUGCCGGAUCUUACGUGGCUGGUUGUUGCUUCCAUCAUGAAAAACGUUGCGUUUCACAUCAGAACAGUGCAGACCAAGAUUGUUUAUCAGAUUGUAACAGAUGAAGAAGAAGGCUCCAGCAGCUCUUUGAGCUCGAUGAAUAUCACAGAGGAAGACGGUGUCUCGUUAUCGAAAGUGGUUCAGUUUAGCCCUGUGGAGGAUGUAGCCGAGGAUUCUCAAGAUCUUGAGACAAAUCAAGAAACAGAGUCUUACCCUGAAGAAGAUGAGGUUAUGGAACUGCGUCGGUCCAAGAGAAGAUAUGUGACACCGGAUAGAUUCACCGGAUGUGAUUUUGAGCUAGAUACAGAUGACGGUUGGGUGAAGAUGAUGCCAUACCGGUAUGGGAAACUGCCUGUCGUUUGCAUGCAGAGUGAAGAAGACUCCGAAGAAGAAGAAGACAGCGAUGACGACGAUGAGGAGGAUGGUUAUGAUACUAAUGAAGAUUUGUACGUACCUUUAUCACAUUUGUUCAAGAGAAAAGGGACUAAUUCUCGAGAAGUGAUGCAAGAAAGUAGAAAACGCAAGAUUGUUUCGAUAGAGAAGAAGAGGAAGAAGAAGAGAGGAUGUGAAGUUGGUCAAAAACAGAGGAAAACAGAGCUUGUUGUUAUUCCUUUCACUCCGGUGUUUGAUCAUAUACCGUUGGAACAGUUUGGUCUCAAUGCUAACUCUUUGGGCGGUUGUGGAGGUUCUUCAAGAAACCAGUGCUUUGAUGAGAUCGAAAAGUACCGAAGCAAAACCUCGAGAUUCGGGAAGAAGAGGACAGAGAUUGAAGAGAUGAUGGAGUCUGAUCUAUGUUGGAAAGGUCCUAACACGAACAACUAUGUUCGAAACCGAAUAACAUCUCGAUCACCAUCAUCGAGGUCCGGUGCUGCUCGAAGAACUGGAGAUUCCGAGAAACCGCGGGUGUUUACGAAAGUGACGUUGAGUGCAGGUGCUUAUAACAAGCUGAUUGAUACGUAUAUGAACAACAUUGAUUCAACGAUUGCAUCCAGGGACCAGCCGACCAAUGUUGUUGACCAGUGGGAGGAGUUAAAGAAGAUGAACUUUGCAGAUAAAACAGACGGUGACAUGGAAGAAACCUUGAGUGAGGAUGAUGAUGAGAGAGAGACAGAGAUCGAUCUGUUAUGGAGAGAAUUUGCACUCUCCAUGGCUUCUUCUAUCAUCCUCGGCGACAAUGAGGUAAGAGUGGACAACAAGGCAUUCGUGAAAGCGAAGAGUGUUUGUGAACAUGAGUAUACGCUCAACGAAGAAAUCGGAAUGUGUUGUAGGUUAUGUGGUGUUGUAGGAACUGAGAUAAAGCAUUACUCUGCACCUUUUACGAAACAGAGGAAAUGGACUACAGAGAUUAAGCAGAUUGAAGAAGAUGACAUAAAGACUAACCUGAUCAGCCACAAAGAAUCCGAAACCGAAGAUGUCACUAUGUCAAGUGGUUCUUCCGAAAUGGUUGUAGCUGAGGAAAGUGACAAUGUCUGGGCAUUGAUACCACAGCUCAAGGGAAAGCUACAUGUGCAUCAACGACGAGCUUACGAGUUUCUCUGGAGAAACCUAGCAGGAUCUGUGGAGCCUGCGCUUAUGGAUCCCACUUCAGAUAAGAUAGGAGGUUGUGUGAUCUCUCAUUCUCCAGGAGCUGGUAAAACUUUCCUAAUGAUAGCUUUCCUCACAAGCUACCUGAAGCUGUUCCCCGGGAAGAGGCCUUUGAUUCUUGCUCCUAAAACAACUCUCUACACUUGGUACAAGGAGUUCAUCAAAUGGGAUAUACCGGUUCCGGUUCAUUUGAUCCACGGACGGAGAACCUUCUGUGUGUUCAGGAAGGACAACCCCGGCGCGGCGGCUCAGGUUCAGUUCAACGGAGUUCCAAAACCUAGCCAAGAUGUUAUGCAUGUUAUUGACUGCUUAGACAAGAUACAGAAAUGGCACGCGCAGCCGAGCGUUCUUGUAAUGGGUUACACCUCGUUCCUGACUCUGAUGAGGGACGACUCAAAGUUUGCUCACAGGAAAUACAUGGCUAAAGUGCUGAGAGAGAGCCCUGGCCUUCUUGUUCUUGACGAAGGACAUAACCCUAGGAGUACUAAAUCAAGAUUACGCAAGGCCUUGAUGAAAGUUGGUACCGAUCUAAGGGUGCUUCUCUCGGGCACUCUCUUCCAGAACAACUUCUGCGAGUACUUCAACACCUUGUGUUUGGCUAGACCAAAGUUUGUUCAGGAGGUUCUAAUGGAGUUAGACCAGAAGUUCAAGGCCAACCAAGGUGUGGAUAAAGCGGCUCACCUUGUCGAGAACAGAGCUCGUAAAUUCUUUCUUGAUGUCAUUGCAAAAAAGAUCGAUGCGGGUGUGGGAGAGGAACGUAUUCAAGGUCUCAAUAUGUUGAAGAACAUAACUAAUAGCUUCAUUGAUAACUACGAAGGAAUCGGAAGCGGAAGCGGUGAUCCUCUUCCCGGUCUACAGAUCUACACACUGUUGAUGAACUCGACCAAUGUACAACAGCAGAUGCUCACGAAGCUUGAGACAGCGAUGGCGAGUUAUCACGGGUUUCCACUAGAGCUCGAGCUUCUGGUCACAUUGGCAGCUAUACAUCCUUGGCUGGUUAAGUCCUCGACCUGUUGUACAAAGUUCUUCAACCCUCAAGAGCUUUUCGAGAUCGAGAAGCUUAAGCAUAACGAGAGGAGAGGAUCUAAGGUCAUGUUUGUGCUAAACCUCUUGUGCCGUGUGGUCCAUAGGGAGAAGAUCUUGAUUUUCUGCCACAACAUUGCACCCAUCCGUCUGUUUAUAGAUCUGUUUGAGAAGGUUUUCAAGUGGAAGAGAGGCGUAGAGAUCUUGACCUUAACCGGUGAUCUUGAGCUGUUCGAGAGAGGUACCGUGAUAGACAAGUUUGAAGACCCUAGAAAUCCGUCACGGGUCUUGCUAGCCUCGAUCACAGCUUGCGCUGAAGGGAUUUGUCUGACCGCUGCUUCUCGGGUCAUCAUGCUCGACUCGGAAUGGAACCCUUCAAAGACAAAGCAAGCGAUAGCUCGUGCGUUUAGACCGGGACAGCAGAAAGUUGUUUACGUUUAUCAGCUCUUGGCCAGAGGAUCGUUAGAGGAGGACAAGUACAAGAGGACGACAUGGAAAGAGUGGGUUUCGAGUAUGAUAUUCAGCGAGGAGUUCGUUGAGGAUCCGUCUCUAUGGCAAGCAGAGAAGAUAGAGGACGAUGUUCUUAGAGAGAUCGUUGCGGAAGAUAAAGUUAAAUCUUUCCAUAUGAUCAUGAAGAAUGAGAAGGCUUCAACAGGGUAUAAAACUAAAGAAUAA
Microthlaspi erraticum is the source of this 3876-nucleotide messenger RNA. NCBI's taxonomy places the organism in Eukaryota, Viridiplantae, Streptophyta, Magnoliopsida, Brassicales, Brassicaceae. The record is from the annotation of a GenBank genome assembly.